Messenger RNA from Fusarium proliferatum ET1, 831 nucleotides. RefSeq lists its product as uncharacterized. The record is from RefSeq and is a predicted model, not a curated record. The transcript is spliced from 3 exons. Bases 1 to 831 code for a protein of 276 amino acids. Lineage: Eukaryota; Fungi; Ascomycota; Sordariomycetes; Hypocreales; Nectriaceae. Gene Ontology annotation, molecular function: hydrolase activity.
AUGUCUUGCUCCGAGUGCUUCAAAGGCCACAGCCAUGACGGAGAGCCGACUGGAGAAGUCCAGGAAAUGUUUGGACGGCCAACCUACGUUGCUUCCCCACAAGAUGAUAAGCCCAUCAAAGGCAUUAUUGUCAUUGUCCCAGAUGCAUUUGGAUGGGAAUUUGUGAACAACAGGCUUCUUGCUGAUCAAUAUGCCUUGAAUGGCAAUUUUCUGGUCUAUCUUCCAGAUUUCAUGGAUGGCAGAUCGGCCCCUAUAUGGCUUCUUGACAUCGUGGGCCCGCUGACUGAUACAACUCCAAGUUGGAACUGGAUAUGGAAGCCCUGGUAUCUCGCGCAGACCAUAUACGGUAUGGCACCUUUCUUCUACUACAACAGCUUGGCAGCGUCAUGGCCCAGAAUUCGGUCCUUCUUUGAGGCCGUCCGUUUGCGCGAGGGUCCCCAGCGACGCAUUGGAGCGGCUGGAUUCUGCUGGGGCGGUAAACCCGUGUUGACUCUAGCGCAUCCAGAUUCUAUUACCAAAGAUGGCAUGCCGCUUGUUGAUGCUGUUUUUACGGGCCAUCCAAGCGGGAUGUCGCUGCCUCGAGACGCAGAACAAAUCAUCAAGCCUGUUUCAGUAGCUAUCGGCGACAGGGACAUUGUCACCUCGAUGUCUCGGGUUAAUUUAAUGAAAGAGACUUGGAGGGAUUUGGAAACUCCCACAGAAAUGGUAGUGUAUCCUGGAGCUGGGCACGGAUUUUGCGUGCGGGUUGAUGAGAAGAACGAAAAUCUGUUUCAACAGAGCAAGGAGGCUGAAAAACAGGCUUUGGAUUGGUUUGCCACGCAUUUUGGUUAA